Molecule: messenger RNA, 1435 nt
Organism: Rhinopithecus roxellana (golden snub-nosed monkey)
Lineage: Eukaryota; Metazoa; Chordata; Mammalia; Primates; Cercopithecidae
Gene: IL24
Product: interleukin 24
Exons: 5
Coding region: 1-633 (210 amino acids)
Source: RefSeq, a predicted model, not a curated record
AUGUCACUCUGGGUCACAGGGCCGGCCUCACAGGCUGCCUCCCUUUCUUUCAGCAGACCCUUCUGCCCUCCUUUGCUGGUGACGGUCUCCCAAAUGCAGAUGGCUGUGCUCCCUUGCCUGGGUCUUAUCUUGCUUCUCUGGAGCCAGGUGCCAGGGGCCCAGGGCCGAGAAUUCCAAUUUGGGCCCUGCCAAGUGAAGGGGGUUGUUCCCCAGAAACUGUGGGAAGCCUUCUGGGCUGUGAAAGACACUGUGCAAGCUCAGGAUAACAUCAGGAGUGUCCGGCUGCUGCAGCAGGAGGUUCUGCAGAAUGUCUCGGAUGCUGAGAGCUGUUACCUUGUCCACACCCUGCUGGAGUUCUACUUGAAAACUGUUUUCAAAAACUACCACAAUAGAACAUUUGAAGUCAGGACUCUGAAGUCAUUCUCUACUCUGGCCAACAACUUUGUUCUCAUCGUGUCACAACUGCAACCCAGUCAGGAAAAUGAGAUGUUUUCCAUCAGAGACAGUGCACACAGGCGGUUUCUGCUAUUCCGGAGAGCAUUCAAACAGUUGGACAUAGAAGCAGCUCUGACCAAAGCUCUUGGGGAAGUGGACAUUCUUCUGACCUGGAUGCAGCAAUUCUACAAGCUCUGAAUGUCUAGAGCAGGACCCCCCUUCCCCUACCAGUUCCUUCCCUGUGUGAUUUCAAACAGUCUCCCUUCCUAUGCUGUUCACUGGAUACUUCAUACCCUUGGCCACGGGUCCCAUUUUUGGCCCAGGAUUAUUGUCAAAGAAGUCAUUCUUUAAGCAGCCCCAGUGACAGUUAGGGAAGGUGCCUCUGGAUGCUGUGAAGAGUCUACAAAGAAGAUUUCUGUAUUUAUUACAACUCUAUUUAAUUAAUGUCAGUAUUUCAACUGAAGUUCUAUUUAUUUGUGAGACUGUAAGUUACAUGAAGGCAGCAGAAUAUUGUGCCCCAUGCUUCUUUACCCCUCACAAUCCUUGCCACAGUGUGGGGCAGUGGAUGGGUGCUCAGUAAGUACUUAAUAAACUGUGGUGGUUUUUUUGGUCUGUCUUUGGAUUGUUAAAAAACAGAGAGGGAUGAUGGGAUGUAAAACUGAACUCUAGAGUGUGAAAAUCACACUGUCUUCUGAUAUCUGCAGGGACAGAGCAUUGGGGUGGGGGUAAGUUGCAUCGGUUUGAAAAGCAAAUGAUAAAAUGUGGAUUAAAGUGCCCAGCACAAAGCAGAUCCUCACUAAACAGUUCAUUUCCCACCCACACUCACCAACCUACCCCAUCAUCCCUUUCCCUUGGUGCCUCCUUUUUUUUUGGUCCUAGUCAUUCUUCCCUAAUGUGCCACUUGAGUGUCAAGCUGACCUUGCUGAUGGUGACAUUGCACCUGGAUGUACCGUCCAAUCUGUGAUGACAUUCCCUGCUAAUAAAAGACAACACAACUCAA